Molecule: messenger RNA, 1683 nt
Organism: Ilex paraguariensis (yerba mate)
Lineage: Eukaryota; Viridiplantae; Streptophyta; Magnoliopsida; Aquifoliales; Aquifoliaceae
Source: the annotation of a GenBank genome assembly
CUUCGAAGGCCUCUCCGCCUCCAUAUCCUUCUCUUUGCUUUCGGUCUGGGGCCCCGAGACUGUGAAGACCCAUAAAGCACAACGGAAGUGGUGGUGGCAAUUAUUGAACCUUAAAGAACCAGCAACCCCCCACACACCAGGGUGUAAUCAAAACCCCACCUCUCUGUGAUAUUUUUUUGUAUAUCACUGAUAUACUCAUAUAUAUCUAGUUUUGAGUAUAUCUAUAGGUGUUUGAAAUGGCACAAGAAUUGGAUGACGGAGAGUUUUGGCUGCCUCCUCAGUUCCUCACCGAGGACGAACUCCUCAUGGACUUCAAAAACAUCUCCAAGUCCACUAAGAAAACUGAAGGAGACAAGUGUUUUGGCAGAGAAAAUGACAUUGGAGCCUAUUUCCCUUAUGAUUUCCCAACUGGGCUUGGUUCGUUUUGGACCAACUCGGAACUGAGUUCACCCGUUGAGUCCGUGGUGGGUUCGACCGAGACUGAGAGUGAUGAAGAUGAGUACCUCACUGGAUUAACUAGGAAACUGGAUCAGUCUACCCUUGAAGACGAUUUGUGGAAAGCAGAACCUUUUAUGGCCUACGAGAAAUCAAAGUCAUGGGCUUUGUCUGGUUCGCCUCAAUCAACGCUGUGUUCUGCCCUUGGAGGUUGUGGCUGCAAACAGGACUCUAGCCGAGGAAGCCCAAACUGUCCGUCCCAAGUUUCUUCGCCUCCGGCUAUGGGACGGAACGAAGCCGCUUGGGAUCUCCUACAUGCGGCUGCAGGGGAAGUUGCAAAGAUGAGGAUGGUUGAGGAAGGAAAUGGGUUUUACCAGAACAGAGGAAUUUUCGUCCCCCCAAGAAAGCCGAGCCCCAUCUUGAAAAACCCUAAUCCCAGUGGUCUAGAUCACUCAAAUCUUGGGUUUCAUUCAAACCAAUCCAUUUAUUACCAGCAAUUACAAGCCGCCCAAUUUAUGCAGUUGAAACGGCAACAGAUGAUGAAGCAACAGGGUGGUAUGGGGAUUUGGGGUCAGCAGCCCAAGUAUCAACAGAAACAGAGUCCCCAAAUUGUUCAGAACAGAGAGAGAAAUGGUGGUGGAAGGACUUUGGGUCUGUCAAUGUCUGCUUGGCCUACUCUGCAACAAUCACAGCAACAAAAUACACAACCUGGGUCUGGUAUGAGGGCUGUGUUUCUUGGAAAUCCUGGGGCAAAACGAGAAUGUGCUGGAACUGGUGUCUUCUUGCCUCGGAGAGCUGGAAUCCCCACUGAAACUCGCAAGAAGCCAGUGUGUUCGACAGUUUUACUUCCAGAUAGAGUGGUCCAGGCUCUGAACUUGAACUUAGAUUCCAUGGAUGCUCAAGUCCAGCUUCAGCCUCCGCAUGGUGGAACUUCCACUCUUGACUAUGAUGCUUCUUCAAAGUAUCGAAACAAUCUGCUUUUGGCUCAACAGAGACGAAAUGGCCGGCCACUGCCGGUGAAGAACCAAGAGGUCCGGCUACCUCAGGAGUGGACUUACUGACCAUUUUGGCCUUUUAACCUUUUAACCUUCUGGGUCCUCCCUAAAUUGUGCCUGGUUUUUUGAAGCUUUUACAGAAGUGCAAGUUUAAAUUGAAGGUUUAGUUUGAGUAGUUAGUUUGUGUUAGAAGCUUAGUAGUCGGGAUAGGAAAUAGUGUUAAUGGGGAAAAUGAUGAUGAUGAAGAAGAAGA